Molecule: messenger RNA, 2440 nt
Organism: Theobroma umbraticum
Lineage: Eukaryota; Viridiplantae; Streptophyta; Magnoliopsida; Malvales; Malvaceae
Source: RefSeq, a predicted model, not a curated record
UAGCAGCUCAACCAACUGUCCCACCUCCCCUCCCUUCCCUCUUUCUCUCUCUCUCCUCUUGUGGUUAAAUUAUCAUCAAAGCUUGUCACAUGUCACAGGCUUUUCUUACAUAAAGUUCUCUGGGUCUUUGGGUGCAAGCCACAAGAGUUCUUUGGCAAUAGUCUUUGGCAUUGAGGUAAACAAUGUCUGUCACAUAUGCUGUAGAGGUUGAAGAAUCAAGGCCUGCAACCGAGAAAAAGCCGUCUGCAGGGCCGGUUUACAGGUGCAUCUAUGCUAAAGAUGGUCUCCUGGAUUUGCCUGAGGGAAAGCAUUCUCCAUGGGAGUUCUUUAGUGAUUCUGUUGAAAGGAGUCCAAAUAGUCGAAUGCUGGGUCGACGGCAAACCAAAGAUUCUAAGCAAGCUGGUCCUUACGUAUGGAUCACAUACCAGGAGGCUUAUGAUGCAGCUGUUAGAAUUGGUUCUGCCAUGAGGAGCCGUGGUGUGAACCCUGGAGACCGCUGUGGUAUAUAUGGGUCAAAUUGUCCAGAAUGGAUCAUUGCUAUGGAGGCUUGUAACAGUCAAGCUGUCACAUAUGUCCCACUAUAUGAUACUCUUGGUGCUAAUGCAGUGGAGUUCAUCAUUAACCAUGCUGAAGUUUCAAUAGCCUUUGUUCAAGAGAACAAGCUCCCUGCAAUUCUAUCAUGCCUCCCAGCAUGUUCUUCCUACCUAAAAACUAUUGUCAGCUUUUCAUAUGUUUCUAGCACACAGAAGAAGGAAGCUGAAGAACUUGGGGUAUCUCUCUUUUCUUGGGAGGAGUUCUCUGGGCUGGGCUCUUUGGAUUGUGAACUUCCUCCAAAACAGAAGACUGACAUAUGCACAAUAAUGUAUACUAGUGGAACAACAGGAGAACCAAAAGGAGUCAUUCUCACAAACAGGGCAAUCAUGACAGAAGUGUUGUCCAUAGAUCAACUCAUAGACAUUACAGACAGAGCGUGUUCCGAGGAAGAUACAUAUUUUUCCUUCCUUCCUCUGGCGCAUGUAUAUGAUCAGAUAAUGGAGACCUAUUUCAUCAAAAGGGGUUCCUCCAUAGGAUUUUGGAGAGGGGAUGUCCGUUAUUUAAUGGAAGAUGUUCAGGAACUAAAGCCAACUGCCUUUUGUGGGGUUCCAAGAGUUUAUGACCGUAUAUACACUGGUAUUGUUAACAAAAUUUCAUCUGGCGGUGCAAUUCGGAAUAAGUUGUUCCAGUAUGCCUAUAACUACAAAUUAGGAAAUAUGGAGAUUGGAUUCCCGCAAGACAAAGCAUCCCCUCUCUUGGACAAACUGGUCUUUGACAAGGUAAGACAAGCAUUGGGAGGCAAAGUUCGUUUAAUGUUAUCUGGUGCAGCACCUUUGCCUAGGCAUGUGGAGGAAUUUCUGCGGGUCUCCUGUUGCUCUAAUUUAUCACAGGGAUAUGGUUUGACUGAGAGCUGCGGUGGAUGUUUUACUUCCCUCGCCAAUGUAAUGUCUAUGAUCGGAACUGUUGGAGUUCCCAUGACAACCAUUGAAGCAAGGCUUGAGUCAGUGCCAGAGAUGGGAUAUGAUGCAUUGUCCAGUGUGCCACGAGGAGAAAUAUGCCUGAGGGGAAACACCUUGUUCUCAGGUUACUACAAGAGACGAGAUCUAACUGAUGAAGUUCUUGUCGAUGGGUGGUUUCACACAGGUAUAAGACCUUCAAAUUUGCAUCAGGGUAACAAUAUGCAGAAACUCAACUGUUUGAUUCCUCAACAUGUUGAUAUUGUUACAGGUGACAUUGGAGAGCUGCAACCAGAUGGAUCGAUGAAAAUCAUUGACAGGAAAAAGAAUAUAUUCAAGCUUUCGCAAGGCGAAUACGUUGCUGUGGAGAACGUUGAAAAUACAUACUCACGUUGCCCUCAUAUAACGUCGAUCUGGGUUUAUGGGAACAGCUUUGAGUCAUUUCUUGUGGCUGUGGUAGUCCCUGAAAGAAAGGCACUAGAGGAUUGGGCGAUGGAACAUGAUGAAGCUGUUGAUUUCAAAUCAUUGUGUGAAAACCGUAAGGCAAGGAAGUAUAUUCUAGACGAGCUAAAUAGCACUGGUCAGAGACAUCAACUUAGAGGCUUUGAGAUGUUAAAAGCAGUGUACUUUGAACCAACUCCCUUUGACAUGGAGAGGGAUCUCAUAACCCCAACGUUUAAGCUGAAGAGGCCACAGCUGCUCAAAUACUACAAGGACCGCAUCGAUCAACUGUACAGUGAAGCAAAGGGGUCAAAGGCAUGAGAGCAGUUCCGAGAAGCAAGAACCUAAUAUUCAGCUAUGUCGAUUGCCAGCAGUUGCUGCAACUUGUUUCUGUUUGUUUGAAAAUCUUAAUGAAGGAAAACUUAUAGUACUUAAAACUGAAGUUGAAAACUGAUCUCUGUUAGUGUUGGUACAUAAAUAAAAGAUUAUCAUAAGCUUUCUGUUUAUUA